GCAGAGACACCAAAAUCAAUCCUGGCCGGUGCUUCUGCGAGAUAUCGCCGCACGAUUCCAGCCCUCGCUGCCGUUGCUCCAUUUUUCAUUGCAGACUUGCCUCGUCGGGAAUUGCUGGGUGGUCUCCUCCGAUGAGCUUUCCCAUUACAUUCCUGGUCUUGCAUAUCGAGGGAAAGCUUUACAGAAGCUGAACGCAUAUCUGUAGGACCAGAAACUUCCACCAGAGAGAGCGGUCCUAAAGCCCCACAUUCCCACCAUCUUCGUCCCCAAUUCCCGCUAAAUAUAUAACACCUGAAAUACUAUAAAAGGGCUUGCUCCUGAGACAAAUCAUAUAUCAGCCCGCCAUGACUUCGGCUCCUUCGAAGCUCUAUGCAGAUGAUGUUAGUCUUCUGGUGGUCUCAUUGGACACAAAUCCCUUCUUUUGGAGCGCAUUCUCUUUCCCAUUUUCCGAGUUUAUUUCACAUGUACUUGCAUUCUUGAAUUCAAUCCUACUUCUCAAUCAACUAAACCAAAUAGUUGUUAUUGCCACUGGAUGCAACUCAUGCAGCUACAUAUACGAUUCAUCUUCGGACAGCAACCACGGUUCGGAAACUGAAGGAAUGCCGGCACUUUAUUCUACCUUGUUGCAGAAAUUGGAGGAAUUUGUUGCAAAGGACGAGCAAUUGGGCAAGGCCCAAACACAAGGAGCCAUUGCUUCUUCACUGCUAUCAGGAUCGUUGUCUAUGGCUCUUUGUUAUAUACAGAGGAUUUUUCGCUCGGGACCCCUGCAUCCUCAACCUAGGAUUUUAUGUUUGCAAGGAUCUCCGGAUGGACCAGAACAGUAUGUGGCAGUCAUGAAUGGUAUAUUCUCUGCACAGCGUUCUACGGUUCCCAUCGAUUCUUGUUAUAUAGGAUCCAACAAUUCUGCAUUCCUCCAGCAGGCCUCAUACAUAACUGGUGGCAUAUAUUACCGGCCGCCCCAAUUAGAUGGUCUUUUUCAAUAUCUCUCAAUGGUUUUUGCAACUGACUUACAUUCUCGUGCAUUUCUACGUCUUCCUAAAUCUGUUGGUGUGGAUUUUCGUGCCUCGUGCUUCUGCCAUAAGCAAACAAUUGAUAUGGGUUAUGUAUGCUCUGUAUGCUUAUCCAUAUUCUGUGAGCAUCAUCAGAAGUGCUCAACCUGUGGGUCUGUAUUUGGUCAGUCACAAUCAGCAGCCAAUCGAUAAAGAAAAGCUUCAGAUGCGUGAUAUUACGAUUUUUUUUUUUUUUCCGCGCACCCAUCACAAAAGCUAAUAGGUUAGGGUGCUUUACUGUACCUCGUAGUGCA
Messenger RNA from Neltuma alba, 1303 nucleotides. Its product is annotated as general transcription and DNA repair factor IIH subunit TFB4. Bases 345 to 1202 code for a protein of 285 amino acids. Gene Ontology annotation, cellular component: transcription factor TFIIH holo complex; transcription factor TFIIH core complex. The record is from RefSeq and is a predicted model, not a curated record. Gene Ontology annotation, biological process: nucleotide-excision repair; regulation of DNA-templated transcription. The transcript is spliced from 11 exons. NCBI's taxonomy places the organism in Eukaryota, Viridiplantae, Streptophyta, Magnoliopsida, Fabales, Fabaceae.